CCGAACUCAAAUCCCAAAAUCCAAACACCUCUCCGCUGUCCCUUCCGUUCUCCCUUCUUCUUCUUCCCCCAUAUGUCCCGCCGGCAACACCUUUCCCUUCCACAUCUCCCCAACCCUUAACCCAAAUUACAAAACGACAAAAUACCCAAAAGCUCCUUCCGGCGGACGGACCGAGCCCGCUAAAUCUCUUCCACACCUCCAAACAGAUUUAUUAAUUAAAAUAAUUAUUUAUUAUUAUAAACGAAUCGCCGGAUUUUUCAGGACUCAGUCCUUCCUUCUUUGGAUUUACCCCCUUCCAUCCCAACUCGGUCCACCCUUAUAAUCUCCCCCCCUCCUCCAUUUUCCUCUCCAUCUUCCCCCCAAGCUUCCUCAAUUGAGGUAACAAUGGCGAACAACAACAACAACAUGCACGAUUCGUACCACACCCGGCGCGGCCCUCCCACCGCCUCCUCGCCGGGAAUCCAGUUCAGCAACUCCCGCGACUUCGACAGCGACAUCGGCAGCAGCCUCGAGUUCGCGACCUACACGGUCCACAUCCCUCCCACUCCCGACAAUCAGCCCAUGGAGAUUUCGAUGGACUCCGCCCAAUCUUCCCCUCCUUUCAUCCCGAUCAACCGGAACCCUUCGACUUACAUGUCCAAUUCCAUGUACCGCCGGCAGAAUUCCGGCGCCAUGACCACCAUGAGCCACCUCCCCUCCUCCGUCGUCGUCUCCGGCGGCGGCGGCGGAGGCGGAAAUCGGUGCCAGGUCCCCGGGUGCGACGCGACCGCGAUGACGGACGAUCGCGGGGACCCAGUCUACCCGUGCGAUUGCGAGUUCAGGAUCUGCAGCGACUGCUUCAAGGAUGCGGAAGGGGUUUGCCCCGGCUGCAAGAGCAGUUAUCGGGACGGCGGGGAUUACGGGUCGGCUCAGUUGGAUCGGACGCUGACGACGAUGAAGAACCCGCGGAUGUUCGAUUCGACGGAUUCGGAUUUCUUGUUCGAGGAUUCGAAGAAGGAUUAUGGGUACGGGAAUGCUGCGUGGUCGAGUGAUGGCAAUAAUGAGGACGGCGGCGGCGGAGGGGAUCCGAAUUUGCUUGUGGAAAAGCAGCGGAAGCCUCUCACCCGUACAGUCAGUAUUCCGGCCACGAUUCUGGGUCCAUACCGGUUGCUGAUAGUCAUCCGGAUGGUAGCACUUGCAAUGUUCAUAGAAUGGCGGGUAACAAACCCAAACGAGGAUGCAAUCUGGCUGUGGGGGAUGUCAGUAGUAUGCGAGCUCUGGUUCUCCUUCUCAUGGCUGCUCGACCAGCUCCCCAAGCUCUGCCCAGUCAAACGCGUGGUGGACCUCGAAGUCCUCAAGGAAAAAUUCGAAACCCCAUCCCCCACCAAUCCCGCCGGAAAAUCCGAUCUCCCCGGGGUCGACAUCUUCGUCUCCACCGCCGACCCGGAGAAAGAACCCCCGCUCACCACCGCCAACACGAUCCUCUCCAUCCUCGCCGCCGACUACCCCGUCGAGAAGCUCUCCUGCUACGUCUCCGACGACGGCGGAGCUCUCCUCACUUUCGAGGCCAUGGCGGAGGCCGCCAGCUUCGCCCGGCUGUGGGUCCCCUUCUGUCGCAAGCACAACAUCGAGCCGAGGAAUCCAGAGUCUUAUUUCAAUCUGAAAAAGGACCCGUAUAAGAAUAAGGUCCGGGCUGAUUUCGUCCGAGAUCGACGGCGGGUUAAGAGGGAGUACGAUGAGUUUAAGGUGUGCAUUAAUGGUUUGCCGGAGUCGAUACGACGGCGUUCGGAUGCGUAUAAUACGCACGAGGAGAUCAAGGCGAUGAAGAAGGUUAAGGAGAUGGGAGAUGACGAGAAUUUUGAGAGGAUUAAGGUCACCAAAGCGACUUGGAUGGCAGAUGGUACUCAUUGGACCGGGACUUGGACCACGCCGGGGCCGGAGCACACUCGCGGCGAUCAUGCCAGCAUUAUUCAGGUAAUGCUGCAGCCGCCGAGCAACGAGCUAAUGAAAGGACCGGGCUCCGACGGCAACUCAAUGGACCUAUCCGACGUGGACAUGCGGCUGCCAAUGCUGGUCUACGUCUCCCGCGAGAAGCGCCCCGGCUACGACCACAACAAAAAGGCAGGGGCGAUGAACGUUUUGGUUCGAGCUUCGGCGAUCAUGUCUAACGGUCCCUUCAUCCUCAACCUCGAUUGCGACCACUACAUCUACAAUUCCGAAGCAAUUCGCGAAGGGAUGUGCUUCAUGAUGGAUGCCGGUGGUGACCGCUUGUCUUACGUUCAGUUCCCUCAACGAUUCGAAGGGAUCGACCCAUCGGAUCGAUACGCGAACCAGAACACGGUCUUCUUCGACGUCAACAUGCGGGCUCUUGAUGGAAUCCAGGGCCCCGUGUAUGUCGGCACAGGUUGUAUGUUCCGACGGACCGCCCUCUACGGGUUUGACCCGCCGGAGGCGGAAAAGUACGGGAAGAAGAGUAGUAAGAAGUCUGCCUCCGCCAAUGCUGCACCUACUUUCGACUCUGCUCCUGAUCAAUCCAGCCAGUCUUCUUAUGGUAUGGAGGACAUGGACGAUGAAUCGAUGAACAUCGCUCUAAUCCCGAAGAAGUUUGGGAAUUCGAGCAUGCUCGUCGAUUCGAUUCGAGUCGCUGCGUAUCAAGGCCUACCUCUUGCAGAUCAUCCAUCAAUUAAAAACGGACGUCCUCCAGGCGCACUCCUAGCUCCACGUCCGCCACUCACGCCGGGGACGAUCGCCGAGGCCGUCAAUGUGAUCUCUUGCUGGUACGAGGACAAAACAGAGUGGGGGGUCAAUGUCGGCUGGAUCUACGGCUCCGUGACAGAGGAUGUGGUCACCGGAUUCCGUAUGCACGAGAGAGGAUGGCGAUCCGUCUACUGCGUGACGAAACGCGACGCUUUCCGUGGCACAGCUCCGAUCAACCUCACGGACCGUCUCCACCAGGUGCUCCGAUGGGCGACGGGAUCGGUGGAGAUCUUCUUCUCCCGCAACAACGCCUUGCUGGCCGGGCGUCGCCUCAAAUUCCUCCAGCGGAUUGCUUACCUCAACGUUGGGAUCUACCCUUUCACGUCCAUCUUCUUGAUCGUCUACUGCUUCCUUCCAGCACUCUCCCUCUUCGCCAACAAGUUCAUCGUCAAUUCGCUCGACGUCAACUUCCUCAGCUACCUCCUAGUCAUCACCAUCACAUUGACCAUGCUGGCGGUUCUGGAAAUCAAAUGGUCGGGGAUCGCGUUGGAGGAAUGGUGGAGGAACGAGCAGUUCUGGUUGAUUGGUGGGACCAGCGCCCAUCUCGCCGCGGUUCUACAGGGGCUUUUGAAAGUGGUGGCUGGAAUUGAGAUCUCUUUUACACUGACUUCCAAAUCCGCAGCAGACGAGGACGACGAGUAUGCCGAGCUGUACCUGAUCAAGUGGACGUCGUUGAUGAUCCCUCCCUGCGUGAUCAUCAUAGUGAACAUCGUGGCGAUCGCGGUGGGAUUCUCGAGGACGAUCUACAGUGCGAUUCCCCAGUGGAACAAUCUGAUCGGUGGCGCGUUCUUCAGCUUCUGGGUGUUGGUUCAUAUGUACCCGUUUGCGAAAGGGUUGAUGGGACGGCGGGGGAAGACUCCGACGAUCGUGUUUGUGUGGUCUGGACUGAUUUCUAUUUGCAUUUCCUUGUUGUGGGUUGCGAUCAACCCGCCUGCUGGGCAGAAUCAAAUCGGUGGGUCUUUCCAAUUGCCUUGAUGAUGAUGAUUGCUGCUUUUUACAGUAGAGCUUUUGUGAAUGGGACUACACGAAGCUUUUCCUUCUUUGACAGUCCAGUUUAGGAUACUUUUGAUUUUGGGGCAUAGAGGUUUGAAAGUGGCCGAAAGGAAGGGGACAUGUAAUUCAUUUGUUUUUUCUUUUAUACUUUGAAUCAAUAUACUGGUACAAUGCUAACACAAAGUUAUGUGAUUAAAAUUGGUGGAUGGUUAAUGAUGUUUAACCUUGGU
Linum tenue is the source of this 3959-nucleotide messenger RNA. NCBI's taxonomy places the organism in Eukaryota, Viridiplantae, Streptophyta, Magnoliopsida, Malpighiales, Linaceae. The record is from the annotation of a GenBank genome assembly.